AUGGGUAGUCUAAGUGAUGCCGCGCGCAGCUCAUCAGCGCGUCGCGUCUGCCAUGGUGGAGGCUUGCGAAAGACCCUUCCUUCACCUUGGUCCAUUUUGAUCGAAAUCACGCACACCUGCCAAGAUGGGUAUCAAGCAACGCCCCCCGAUGCGAUCAAGACGGGCGAGAUCAAAAACCACUUCGGCCGCAAGGUUGCGAUUGAUGCAUCAAUGAGCAUUUACAGUUUCCUCAUCGCUGUGCGCUCGGAAGGUCAACAACUGAUGAGCGACUCCGGCGAAACCACAUCACAUCUUAUGGGCAUGUUUUACCGCACGCUACGAAUGGUCGACAACGGCAUCAAGCCUCUGUACGUAUUUGAUGGUGCUCCGCCGAAGCUCAAGUCAGGCGAGCUGGCGAAGCGAGGCGCGCGCAAGGCGGAAGCCCACGAAGCCCACGAGGAAGCUAAGGAAACCGGUACGGCUGAGGACAUCGAGAAGUUCUCUCGGCGUACGGUGCGAGUCACUCGAGAGCACAACGCCGAGUGUAAGCAGCUGCUGAAGCUGAUGGGUAUCCCGUACAUCGAUGCCCUACUGAGGCUGAGGCCCAGUGUGCGGUUUUGGCGCGCGCGGGCGCCGAUUUUGCUGCGUCAUUUGACGUUCAGUGAGCAGCGGAAGGAGCCUAUUCAGGAGAUACACUUGGAUAAGACGCUUGAGGGGCUGAACAUGGAUCGCAAGCAGUUCAUCGAUCUCUGCAUUCUUCUGGGCUGCGAUUACCUCGAGCCUAUUCCCAAAGUCGGACCCAGUACCGCUCUGAACCUGAUCCGCGAGCAUGGAAGCUUGGAAAAGGCAGUCGAAUUCAUGAACAACGAUCCCAAAAAGAAAUUCGUCGUUCCCGAAAGCUGGCCCUAUCAAGACGCUCGCGAUCUUUUUGUCACCCCGGACGUGCACCCGGCAGACCACGAAAGCUGCGACUUCAAAUGGGAAGCACCCGACGUCGAGGGCUUGAUUGCAUUCCUUGUAACGGACAAAGGCUUCAACGAAGACCGUGUCCGUAAUGGAGCCGCCCGCCUGACCAAGAACCUCAAGAGUGCGCAACAAUCUCGGCUCGAAGGCUUCUUUAAGCCAAUGGCAAAGACAGACGAAGAAAAAGCCAGCCUGAAGCGCAAGCACGACUCCAAGCUGCAAGACCAGAAGAAACGCAAGAAGGACGAGGCCAAGGCGAAGAAAGAGGCCAAGGCUAAGCCGCGGGCUGCCGGCUAA
Molecule: messenger RNA, 1239 nt
Organism: Penicillium maclennaniae
Lineage: Eukaryota; Fungi; Ascomycota; Eurotiomycetes; Eurotiales; Aspergillaceae
Gene: fen1
Product: multifunctional nuclease RAD27
Exons: 7
Coding region: 1-1239 (412 amino acids)
Cellular component (GO): cytoplasm; nucleus
Molecular function (GO): DNA binding; 5'-flap endonuclease activity; 5'-3' exonuclease activity
Source: RefSeq, a predicted model, not a curated record